This is a messenger RNA of Gavialis gangeticus (Gharial), 3080 nucleotides long. RefSeq names its product hepatocyte nuclear factor 4 gamma (gene HNF4G). The transcript is spliced from 10 exons. NCBI's taxonomy places the organism in Eukaryota, Metazoa, Chordata, Crocodylia, Gavialidae. Gene Ontology annotation, biological process: cell differentiation; anatomical structure development; regulation of transcription by RNA polymerase II. Gene Ontology annotation, molecular function: nuclear receptor activity; zinc ion binding; RNA polymerase II cis-regulatory region sequence-specific DNA binding. The record is from RefSeq and is a predicted model, not a curated record. The coding region runs from base 84 to 1448 and encodes 454 amino acids. Gene Ontology annotation, cellular component: nucleus.
GGUUCCCAGCAAAAUAGAGUAGUUCUCAUCAUAGUACAGUUGUACUUUUGAGCUGCUUUCCUUUAGUGUGUCCACGCUCAGUGAUGAGGCUGUCGGAACCAAUAUUGGACAUGGAAAUAGCAAACUACAGUGAAGUGUUAGAUCCAACGUAUACUUCAUUGGAGUUUGAAACUAUGCAGAUUCUGUAUAAUGGCAAUGACAGUUCUACAGCAGAACCGCUCAACAUGAACACUGCUGACAGUGGAGCCAGUGGGUUUUGUGCAAUAUGUGGAGACAGAGCAACUGGCAAACAUUAUGGUGCCUCCAGUUGUGAUGGAUGCAAGGGAUUCUUCCGACGUAGUAUACGGAAAAGUCAUGUUUAUACUUGCAGAUUCAGCCGACAGUGUGUUGUGGACAAGGACAAAAGGAAUCAAUGCAGAUUCUGUCGUUUAAAAAAGUGUUUUCGAGCAGGAAUGAAAAAAGAAGCUGUACAAAAUGAGCGGGACAGGAUAAGUACGAGAAGAAGCACAUUUGAUGGCCGCAACAGUCCCUCUAUUAACACGUUGUCACAGGCUGAGGUGCUUUCCCGUCAGAUCUCUAUGUCAAAUAUUAGUGUUAAUACUGACAUAAGUGUAAAGAAAAUUGCCACUAUUGGUGAUGUCUGUGAAUCUAUGAAGCAGCAGCUUUUAGUCCUUGUGGAGUGGGCUAAAUAUAUCCCAGCCUUCUGUGAACUACCACUGGAUGAUCAGGUUGCCUUACUAAGAGCACACGCUGGGGAACACCUGUUGCUUGGAGCAGCAAAACGGUCUAUGAUGUACAAAGAUGUUUUACUUUUAGGUAACAAUUAUAUAAUCCAUCGCAACAGUUCCGAAGUAGAAAUCAGCAGAGUGGCAAACCGGAUUCUAGAUGAACUAGUCCGGCCAUUCCAGGAAAUCCAGAUAGAUGACAAUGAGUAUGCUUGCUUGAAAGCAAUUGUGUUUUUUGAUCCAGAUGCAAAGGGACUCAACAAUCCAUUAAAGAUUAAGAACAUGCGAUUCCAAGUCCAGAUAAGUUUAGAGGAUUACAUUAAUGAUCGUCAAUAUGACUCCAGGGGAAGGUUUGGAGAACUUUUGCUUCUGUUACCUACACUCCAGAGUAUCACCUGGCAAAUGAUUGAGCAAAUACAAUUGGUCAAACUAUUCGGAGUGGUUAAAAUUGACAGUUUGCUUCAGGAAAUGUUACUAGGGGGCAUUUCUAAUGAUGCUAGUCAUAUUCAUCAUCCAAUGCAUCCUCAUUUGGCCCAAGAUCCAUUAACUGGCCAAACUAUCCUCAUAAGUCCAAUGUCCACCCCUGUACAUACGGAACAGAUCUCGACUCCAGAAACUCCAUUGCCAUCCCCUCCACAGGGCUCUGGACAAGAAUACAAAAUGUCUACAAAUCAGGCUACAGUCAUUGCACAUCAAUCUAUUUUGAAACAAAAGCCAUUGUGAUAAUGUUUCUUUUUUUUUUCUUUUAUAUGCACUGUAUACAUUUUUAGGACACCUGAACACUGGAAAUCUUAAGAUAAUAAAUUAUAUCUUGUUCUGUUUUAAAUCUUAGAAAGCAAAGCACACUAUGCAGAUUAUACUGCAGAGUACACACACACACACACACACACACACACACACACACAUUUGGUUAACAUUUUUGGAUCAUUUAAUUGAACAGGUUCAUUUUUUAUUUUACAUUUGUAGUUGUCAUUUUUUAUUUUAGAUAUGUACAUACUUUCUUCAUUGAGAUGUGACUCUGAUUUGAGCUUAUUUAGCUAUGAAUGGUAGACUUGAAAGUGUGGGUUAAGAAAACAAUAGCCAAGAUUCCGUAACAAAUAGCAGAGUAGGAUUUUAAACAGAAUAUAUGAAUUAAAGUGAAAGUACUUAAUGGAAGCAAGUCCUGAUUUAUUAACAACUCCUAAAGUGGGGAAAUCAUGCCCCUGAUAAACAGCGUCAACUUAAGAAUUAAAUUUAUUGAAUAACAGCUGUCAUGUUUACCUAUCAGUUUGGAUGAACAUGAUAAAAAUGAGAAAGCCAGCAACAUAGAGAAAUGAGCAAAAACCCCCAAACAAGCAAACCAUGAAAUGUGGGUUUGUGAACCUUAUUUUAUUCUGCACGUGCACUAUGUUUAUGUAGCUAAUUGGUUAGUAUGUGAAUUGUUGGUCUGUGAUCCACAGAGGACAUGGUCUAUAGUCUUCAACUGAAGUGGUUGGGUUAGUACAAGCUGUAGCAGAUCGUGUUUUUAGUUUUGUCAGUUCCCGGUUAAAACUGUGACAUUUUGCCUAAGACAGUAGCCAUCGAGCAAGUAUGCAGUUGGGCAUUCAUCCAGAACUGGAAUGUCAGUGAGCUUCUAUAGGUUGUGAUGAGUCCCCACUUCUGUGAAGGCUGUCACCUUGCAUAACACAACAGAAACUGAACUCAGGGCCUCUAAAGCCAUCAGCAGGAACUGCUAUAGCUUAAGCUAAAGAGGUAGACUUCUAGGGCCUGUAACAAUGGAUAAUCCUUCAUAGCUGAACACAGAAGGGGAUCUGUAACAUACUGACCAGUGGUUACAUUUGCACACAGUUAGUAUAUAAUGUGACCCUGUAUUCACUGGGAUGUAAAGAGACUGUAUUUUGCUGCACUGUCAUUCAGGAAAUGACAUCACAAAAAUACCACUUUGCACAGUCUGGUUAUUCCUAAUAGCAGUGAUCAUUCUUUUUCUAUUUAAUGGAAACUUUUUCUUCAUAAACUGUUAACUAGAAAUUGAAAAUGCAAAGAACUAAAUAAUAAAAGUUGUUAGAUUAUUUUAAUAAAAUUGCACAUUAGAGUCAGAUAUAUGGUUUGCUCUGGCUUUAGGUGCCUUCAUUUAUUGUAGCAUCAGAAAACUAUGUCACCAUCAUGGUGCCACUAACUUGAUGGAUAGUAAAAUAGUAUAUACCCAUCCUUAAAAACUCACAGUCCCUUUUGUGCAGACAGCCACAAAAUAAUAUAAUGUAGGAAAAAUUAAGUGUUGAUUUGAAAAUGUCUAAAAUUUAAUGAGUUCACAUAGCACCAAACAAAAUAUAUGUUACUUUAUGGUAUUUGUAGUUAUUUUAUAAACUGCAAGCCUUU